Molecule: messenger RNA, 1308 nt
Organism: Condylostylus longicornis
Lineage: Eukaryota; Metazoa; Arthropoda; Insecta; Diptera; Dolichopodidae
Gene: mRpS22
Product: 28S ribosomal protein S22, mitochondrial
Exons: 3
Coding region: 96-1244 (382 amino acids)
Cellular component (GO): mitochondrial small ribosomal subunit
Molecular function (GO): structural constituent of ribosome
Source: RefSeq, a predicted model, not a curated record
ACACGUCAAAAUUAAUUUUAUUUUGGUUAUUUCUCUUAUUCUGAUAUUUUAUUUAAAUUUCCUUUAGUAAAUAAUUUACGUUUUGUGCGCUAGAAAUGUUUGUGAUUGCCAGGAAUGGAAGACGUUCUCUUAUAUUUAAAUUAAACAGUAUCAGGAAUUUUUCAAAUAAUACAGAAAAAACAAGCUACUAUCAUUAUGAAAGUGAUCCAGGGCCAAAAUUCAUUGAACCCAGCACGCAGAGAAUUUUAAAGUCACUAACAUGCCCUUCUGUAGAAAAAGUAUUCAGAAAAAAAUCGUCACAAAAUUCAAUCGAAUAUCAAUUCAUGACUACAGAAAAAUUAGAAAAAAAAUUUGAGGAAAUGUCAGCUUUAGCAGAUAAAUAUCUUCAAAUGCCUCCUGUAGUAAUGGUGAAGAACAAUGCUCCAAAAAUUAUUUCAAACGAUCCGGCACUUAAAAAUUUCUCGGAAAACACACACAUUUUCACAGAUAUAACUUUUGGUUUAAAACAAUCAGAGCGUAAAGUCGUAAUUAGACAUGUUGAUGGUACUUUGGAAAAUGCAUCAAUGGAAGUACAAAAAAGAAUGAAUCAACUGUAUUUCCCUUUAAAAGGUCGUAAACUUUACUGUCCAAAAAUGCUUCAAGAACCACAUUUUCAACGGUGUUUAGAUGAAUUCAAAUAUGAAUUUGUAUUAGACAGAUUAUGUAUACAAUAUGAGCCAUAUGAAAAGGAAUAUCACGAUCUAACGUCUACACUUUAUAUGCACGUGAAUGAAAAUAAAAAAUUUCAUGAUUUAAGAUCAACUCGGCAUUUCGGGCCUAUGGCAUUUUUCUUUGCUUGGCAUAAAAUAAUAGACGAUAUGCUUUAUGAUAUGAUUAAGAAGGAAUAUUUAAGAAAUGGUGUAGAAUUAAUUGCUUUAAUGAAUGAUUUACACAACAUAGAAUAUGAUAAAAAAAUUUUAGAUAGGAUUGAAAAAUCUCCUAAACAAUUUGGAAUUGUAGAGGAACUAAAAAAAUCUUUAAAUAGCACCCCAGACGACAUUCAUGAAGAAAUAAGAAAUGCAAUUGGAAAAUCCAGAGAAGAUUUCGAAAUAGAUGAUUUCUGCCUUAAUUUUAUAGAAAAUUUUGUCAAAUCAAAAGCAUUAAAAAGAAUCCCAUUGGAAUUAGCGAUACAAACUUUUAAAGAGACCAAUGAUGAAAAACGCCGUUUAUAUGAAGGACUUAGAAAAGCGCAUGGUAUAAACUAAAUAGUUAGCCAAGUAAAUUUUGUAUGUUGUAACACAAAUGUACAAUAAAAUAAAUAUACAGUUA